AUAUACGUAUAUACUCUCCACUCUAAAUCACUCAUAGUCAUAAUUCAUUCCUUCCACCAUCAAAAGCUUAAAAGGAAACAUAAAAGCUCCACUACCAACUUUCUCUUAGGCUUUUGAUCAAGCACUUUUCUUUCAUCAGUUUCAGCCAUGGCUGCUGCUUCUGCCUCCACCAACACUCUGACUCUCAAAGCCGCCAUUUCUUCCUCGGCUAAGCUCCCGUCCACCUCUCCCGCCGUGCUGAAGUUCCAGCCCUUUAAGCGCACUAACCCUUUGAUCUCAAAAAGUCUCGGCCUCACCGCUUCUACCGCCGCCGCCGCCUCCAAAAGAUCGGUUACUGUGAAGAGCCAGAGCGCCCCAGCUGGCAAAGUUCAGGAACUGUGCGUGUACGAGAUCAACGAGCGCGACCGUGGAAGUCCGGCGUAUCUCCGAUUGAGCCAGAAAUCAGUCAACACUCUCGGCGAUCUAGUGCCGUUCAGCAACAAGCUGUACACUGGGGAUUUGCAGAAGCGGGUGGGGAUAACGGCCGGACUCUGCAUUCUGAUCAAGCACGAAGAGGAGAAGAAAGGCGACCGUUACGAGGCGAUCUACAGCUUCUACUUCGGCGACUACGGCCACAUCGCCGUUCAGGGACAAUACCUCACCUACGAGGACACCUAUUUGGCGGUCACCGGCGGAUCUGGGAUCUUCGAAGGAGUCUCCGGUCAGGUCAAGCUCCAGCAGCUCAUUUUCCCGUUCAAGCUGUUCUACACUUUCUACUUGAAGGGAAUCCCUGAUCUGCCGGCUGAGCUGUGCGGUGCUCCGGUGCCGCCGUCGCCCGCCGUCGAGCCGUCUCCGGCGGCCAAGGCCUGUGAGCCAGGCUCCACUAUUGGAAAUUUCACGGAUUAAUUAAUGUGCGACUGCGUUGAAUUUAGUACUCUGGUCUUUGCUGAUGAAUAAAUUUGUGGUUUUUAUUUGGUCGCCAUUGUUAAUUUGUUAUUGCUGUUCUAGAUUCUUGAGAAUAUUCUCAUAUUAGUGAGAUUAAUCCAGAAGAGUUUCGGUGUAGAAUGUUGCUUCAAAUGUUGUAUACAUAUAACUACGAACUUUGACUACA
Ipomoea nil (Japanese morning glory) is the source of this 1090-nucleotide messenger RNA. Its product is annotated as allene oxide cyclase, chloroplastic-like. The record is from RefSeq and is a predicted model, not a curated record. Gene Ontology annotation, biological process: jasmonic acid biosynthetic process. Gene Ontology annotation, molecular function: allene-oxide cyclase activity. Bases 148 to 885 code for a protein of 245 amino acids. NCBI's taxonomy places the organism in Eukaryota, Viridiplantae, Streptophyta, Magnoliopsida, Solanales, Convolvulaceae. The transcript has 3 exons.